AUGUCUGAAGACAAUGAUAUUAUAGACGUUAUAUAUGAUCAAAUAACAAAUGAUUCUGGAAAUAAUGAUUCGGAAAGCGAUGAUGUAGAAUUUAUUAGUGAAUAUUUUAUUAAUCAUUCCGAAAAUGAAUAUGAAGAGGAAAAUAUCGAAUAUAGCGACCAUAAUUAUGCUAGUGAAGAAAAUAGUAUAACACCAGUUAAUUUUCGAAGCAGAAGUUCAAUAACAGUAACAUCGCAAAAUAGUGAAAUUAAAAAAAAAUUUCAAGUAUCAAAAAGAUUUUCGUCAAAUUCUGUAAAUCGUAAAAAACCAGCAUCCUUAAUGAAACAAAAUGAUACUAAAAUAUCAAUAAAUUGUCCAAUUUGUUUUAAUUCUACAUUAAAAAGACAACCAACAUCUACAAGUUGUGGUCAUAUUUUCUGUUAUUUGUGUAUAAGAAGAUGUCUUCUGGAUCGUAAAUUUUGUCCAAUUUGUAAAAAUCAAGUUGAUAUGAUCAAUAUUGAUGAUGAUGAUGAUAAUGAUGAUUAUAGUUAUUGA
Condylostylus longicornis is the source of this 534-nucleotide messenger RNA. RefSeq lists its product as uncharacterized. Lineage: Eukaryota; Metazoa; Arthropoda; Insecta; Diptera; Dolichopodidae. Bases 1 to 534 code for a protein of 177 amino acids. The transcript is spliced from 2 exons. The record is from RefSeq and is a predicted model, not a curated record.